AUGCGCACCCAGGGGGAGGUGCAGCCGGGAGAGCAGCUGCUCCAGAACACGCUCGACGUGUGGAAGGGCCCGUCCAUGAUCAUCACCGGCGACGAUGAUCCGACCGUCCCCACGCAGUCAAGCAUAUACAUCGCGGAGGCGAUGGAGGGGCGGCUCGUGGUAGUGGAGUCGUGUUCCCACAUACCCAUGGACGAGCGAGCAGAGAUUCAUUCAUCCCAUCCCGCCUUUUUCCCCGUCUCCGGCUCGUGUGUCGACGUUUGUGUUGUCAAGGUCUUCUCUUCCGCGGUGCUGAGUUUCGCCAAUAGCGUAGAGGUCGAGGACGCGUGGCAAGCCGUCGGCAGCAGCGCCAAAUCUUGGUGGUAG
Ectocarpus sp. CCAP 1310/34 is the source of this 363-nucleotide messenger RNA. The record is from the annotation of a GenBank genome assembly. NCBI's taxonomy places the organism in Eukaryota, Phaeophyceae, Ectocarpales, Ectocarpaceae.